This is a messenger RNA of Tachysurus fulvidraco (yellow catfish), 3528 nucleotides long. It is a transcript of the gene cdh12a, whose product is annotated as cadherin 12, type 2a (N-cadherin 2). The record is from RefSeq and is a predicted model, not a curated record. Gene Ontology annotation, cellular component: plasma membrane; adherens junction; catenin complex. The transcript has 12 exons. Gene Ontology annotation, biological process: cell-cell junction assembly; adherens junction organization; calcium-dependent cell-cell adhesion. NCBI's taxonomy places the organism in Eukaryota, Metazoa, Chordata, Actinopteri, Siluriformes, Bagridae. The coding region runs from base 751 to 3129 and encodes 792 amino acids. Gene Ontology annotation, molecular function: cadherin binding; calcium ion binding.
GAGUGAGUAAGAGGAGCAGAGGGGGCGGGACGUGUGUGAAAGCCGCAGCAUGUUUUUCCAGAUCGUAUCUGCGAGACCUUCGGACUCUGAUUUAGCUGUGAUGAGCUCCUGAGGGACGGAUGCAGGGGUGGAGAGAGGGAUAGAUGCAGGAAUGGGAAAAGAGACAAAUAGAUGGAUAGAUACAGUGACAGAUAAAGAGGCAGAGUUGCAGGUAGGUUUGGAUUCUGCUGCUUUUCUUUUUCCACUCAGGAGAAACAGCUUGUCGAUGUCCUGAGUGAAGCGGACAAACGAGUCACGCUCUGCCUCUGAUCAGACACUUUCUCAUGUCGGCUCACUGCUUGCUCUGAUGUGAGGUCAGCUGUGAUAGAUGAGUCCAGGUGUUGGACGGCCAGUUCUGCAGCUGUUCUGCCCUUUUCUGAAAAUGUGACUGCGGAGCCCGAGGGUCAGGACACUUCACGUAUCAACACAGUGACAGGUGGCAGAAGUACUGCUGCUGAGGGAGGAAUCUGAACGCCACGCCAACACCAGGAAACUAAAGCGUUUAUCUUUCACGUCGUGUCCUGCUGAAGUUGGAAAAAGUCUUCAGAAGCUCGACUGGUAGAACACUGGACAAUUUCAAGCUGCUCUGAAUCUUCAUCAAUGUCAUCGAAACACUGUGGCGUGUUUUACCCCGGAUUCGAAGCUCGUCUCCUUCCAGUUUGCAGAGUCAUUUAGUAUUCCAAGCUGAAGGUCCACAAAGAAAGGUUUCCAAUGCUCAUGGGGAACUGUGUGCUGCUGUUCCUCUGGUGUCUCCUGGACAAGAGCUUUGUUUCUCCAAUGCACAGGUGGGGAAAGGAGCAUCAUGGGGCCCUGAGGGACCACAGGAAGCCCGGCAUGGCAGCCGUUCAGAGAGUCAAACGAGGAUGGGUGUGGAACCAGUUUUUUGUUCUGGAGGAAUAUAUGGGGUCUGAACCACAGUAUGUUGGAAAGCUACACAGUGACCUGGAUCGAGGAGAUAACUUGGUGAAGUACACGCUGUCUGGAGAAGGAGUCGGUUCUAUUUUUACUAUCGAACCCACCACCGGAGACAUCCAUGCCUUGAGGAGCCUGGACCGUGAGGAAAAGCCAUACUACAUGUUGAAGGCGCAGGCUGUGGAUGUGUUUACAGGAAAAGCUCUCGAACCCGAGUCCACGUUCAUCAUCAAGGUCCAGGACAUCAAUGACAACGAGCCGAAGUUCUUGGAGGGUCCGUACAGGGCUAGCGUUCCUGAGAUGUCCCCUGUAGGCACGUAUGUAACCUGUGUCACAGCCACCGAUGCAGACGAUCCCACGUAUGGAAACAGCGCCCACAUCGUCUACAGCGUCCUCUACGGCCAGCCUUACUUCUCUGUAGAACCCAAAACUGGUGUGAUAAGGAUUGCGUUACCCAACAUGGACCGGGAGAUCAAAGAGUCAUACCAGGUCAUGAUCCAGGCCAAAGAUAUGGGGGGUCAGCUGGGGGGUCUGGCCGGAACCACGACCGUCAACAUCACGCUCACUGACGUCAAUGAUAAUCCGCCAAGGUUUGCUAAAAGUGUCUUUCACCUGCGAGUUCCUGAAUCAGCGCCGGUCGGAUCUUCGGUGGGGAAAAUUAAAGCUCACGAUCUGGACACGGGGCCGAACGCCGAGGUGGAGUACAGAGUCGUACCUGGAGAGGGCAGCUCCGUGUUCGACAUCUACACCGAAGGACACACGCAGGAGGGCAUCGUGCUUCUCAAAAAGCCACUGGAUUACGAAAGCAGAAAGCUGUACAGUUUUAAAGUGACGGCGUCAGACCCACACAUGGACGCCCGUUUCCUGCAGAGUGGCUCACACAGUGACUCGGCGGUGGUGAAGCUCAGCGUGAUGGAUGUGGAGGAAGCUCCGAUCUUCAGCAGCUCAGAGUACAGCAUGGAGACACGAGAGGGAGCUGCAGGGAACGCCAUCGGGACCGUAAACGCUCACGACCCAGACAUGGGGCACAGUCCCAUCAGGUACUCCAUUGAGUGGAGCGCAGACUCAGAGAAUUACUUCGACGUGGAUCCUGUGGAAGGCACAAUUUCAUCUCGAGAAGCUCUGGACAGAGAAACUACACCGAAACACAACAUCACUGUUGUUGCAACUAAAGUUAAUAAUCCCCAGCUGUUCACUCGGGUCAGUGUCACAAUCACGGUGCUGGAUGUCAACGAGUUUCCUCCAGAACUUUCUUCUCCAUAUGAAGCGUUUGUUUGUGAGGAUGCAAAAGUAGGCCAGGUGAUCCAGAUCCUCAGUGCUACAGACAGAGAUAUGCCUAAUCUAGGACACAGAUUCUUCUUCAAAUCUCCCAGAGACAUCCGGAACAAGAACUUCACCAUCCGAGAUUAUGGCAACAACACUGCCGGGCUUCUGAACAGGCGUGCGGGGCUUCGGCGGAUGGAAAAGAGUGUGUAUGAGGUGCCGGUGGUGGUGGAGGACAGCGGGUUUCCCAUCCAGAGCAGCACAGGGACGCUAAGCAUACAAGUCUGUGCUUGUGAUGUCUCCGGCUCAGUCCGAAGCUGCAGCACCAAAGCUUUUCUUCUACCUCUGGGUCUCAGCCCUGGAGCUCUGCUGGCCAUCCUGCUGUGUGUGAUCAUUCUUCUGGCAAUUGUGGUUCUGUCCGUCUCUCUGAAGCGCCACAGGAAGAAAGAUGCUCUGAUGUCGUCCAGAGAGGACGCGAGGGACAACGUGAUCCGCUACGAUGAUGAGGGCGGCGGUGAGGAAGACACGCAAGCCUUUGACAUCGGGACUUUACGCCACCCAGAGGCCAUAGAGGACACACCUGCCCAGCGUUACGACCUGAGGGAUGAUGAGGACGGAGAGGACGUUCAUGUGUACCUCCAACAGCGCUUACAGGAGAACCACAGAGACGACACGGAACCGCCAUAUGACUCUCUGGCCACAUUCGCCUACGAAGGUGAGGGCUCGAUGGCCGAGUCACUCAGUUCCAUAGAAUCACAACGUCACGAUUCUGAUAUCAACACCGAUCUGACGUCGAUCGGAGACCUGGGGCCGCGUUUUAACACUCUGACUCUGAUCCUCACCGAAAGAAAGGGAGCCGAGGAUGAAUCACGUCUCUCGCACGCUGAAGGAUCAGAACCGAGACGAGACGACUGACACGAUUUUAUUUUCAGAAAAGAGCUGUGUGAAAGUGAAACGCCUGGAAAGGUAUUAUUUCAGGCAUAACACUUCGACAGAGACAGUAGGAGAGGCGUGCGUAUUUUGUUUUUUUCCCCUUCGUACGCCUCUCUUCAACCCAUUUUCAACUCAUUUCAGUUGAAACUUGCAAAUCCUUCCAACUGUGUUUUCGGUUCAGCUUCAUGUUUGCACUUGUCAGAAACUGAGUUUUCAAAAAAAAAAAAAUCCUUUUGGGGGAAUUUGAAGCGCCCCUUUGAUAUUAAAAAAAAGUGCCUCAAAAUUUUUCUUUUCUUCGCACAGUUCACACACUCAUUCUUCGAAGCUAAGCAACUUCGCUCUGUAGCUUGAGCUUCUCAUUUGUUAUGGAAAAUAAAAAUA